Pieris macdunnoughi is the source of this 222-nucleotide messenger RNA. NCBI's taxonomy places the organism in Eukaryota, Metazoa, Arthropoda, Insecta, Lepidoptera, Pieridae. The record is from the annotation of a GenBank genome assembly.
AUGACCUGGAAAAGACCGAUAUCGCCAACUCCGAAAAAAAUUAAGCCGAUUUCGGCCGCCGGUAAGAUCAAGGGCUGUUUUUGGGACAGCCAAGGGUUGGUAAUGAUUGAAUACCGCAACCAUGGAGCCACUAUAUGGUUUGUGAAAUACGCAAACGACGGCAUGGCAAACCACGCACAAGUCCAGAGUUUCGAUGGCUUCAAGAAGCUAGCUACGGAUUGA